Molecule: messenger RNA, 2418 nt
Organism: Clonostachys byssicola
Lineage: Eukaryota; Fungi; Ascomycota; Sordariomycetes; Hypocreales; Bionectriaceae
Source: the annotation of a GenBank genome assembly
AUGUCGGCAGCUCGCGAUGGCGCCGGCCAGGCUGAUUGGCCCCAGCAGGCGAGCCAGGGCCACCAGGACCAGGAUGAGAAUAACCACAGCCACACGAGUCUUAGCAGUCCUUGUGGGGGUCAUUCCCAGUCUAGGCUCAGUCUGCUGCCACUGCCGACUUGCAGCCCGCGCUCCGUUGCCCAGACCAAUUUCCAACCUGAUCAUCCUCAAAUACACGACUUCUAUCACGCCCCGUGUCCCCAGCAGCUGCAGCCAUCCGACCUCUUCCUCCCUCCCCCGUUCUCUGUUGACACCAACCUGUUUGGCCUGCCGGAGAGCCAGCUGCUGCCCGAUCGAUACACGUUCGAGCUUGGAUCUCAGAUCUUCCCGCCAGACCCCGCAGGCGCUGCAACCACCUCUAACAUUAACUGCGUUAGCGCUACUGAGCAGCCUCCACCAGCGGAUGCGAGUUUCUUCCCCACCGCCGUCCCGCAGACCUUCCAGCAACCGCUUCUCUCUCAGGACGAGACCCUGAGCAGAUCGUCCCAAGGCAACGGUCUGGGAGUAGCUCCGGCUAUUGAUCCGACCCCGACGGACUCGCUGCGUAGUUGGCCCCAACCCCCUUUGCUUCCCCGGUCAACCGUCGUUGACUGGCCUGUGCCGCUUGCUCUCAGGUCUGACAAACCACAGGCGCCGCCCCCCAUGCCCAGGAAUGCAGCGUCGGCUGAUAGCCGCCAGGACAAGGCAGGCCCAUCUACAGACACAUCCUCGGCAGCGCCGACGAAACCGUCCCGGGGCCCUCCCAAGGCGACCCGGAAGCGGGCGAGAGUGGAGGAUGCUGACGAGGCAGACGCCGCCGAGGCCGGUGAGCAGUCUCCAGACCCAGCCAGAGAUGGUGAGCCAUCAGGCCAGAGAAAGAAGACCCGUGGCCGGCCCCGUAAACGCCGACGCCAGCAAAUUCGCGAGGCUCAGCGCGCAUACCGCGCGCGCAAGGACUCGGCCAUCACGGAGUUGGAGGAUAAGCUCCUCAAGGCCCACGAGAAGAUGAGCAACAUGGCCAACGAGUUCUCCAAGUUCAUCGACUUUGCAAACACCAAGGGCGCGCUGGCCAGCAACAACGUCGAGGUCUCGCGGCGCUUGCAGGAUAUCAGCAGCAAAUUCCAAACCAUAGCUUCCGAGAGCGCCAGCGCAGGCGCCGGCCACCCGCAAGCUGUAGAUCCGUCCGGUUCAAGUGUAGUGAGCAAUGGCACCGACGGUCAUCGACGCAUUCUGCCCCUGCUCAGGCCAAGUGACUCGGCCCACAGCUCGUCUCCCAGCUUCGUCGAGGUGACCCAAGCUCUGCAGGUCGACUCCUCCUAUGAGAUUCUUGCUCAUCCUACGCUUAGCAAUGCCAGCUUCCCCGACUACGACCCUAGCGCGCAGGCGCCCGAGGAUCUUGACCUCGAUGAAGAAAUCCCAGUUGCAACCGCUUCAUGUUACGUGGAAGCAAUAGGCCCAGGUCUGCAGGCUCCAGUUUCGUAUGCCCACCAGGAGCUAACUUUCGGUCGCCGUAUGCAGCGCAACAUCCUCGAACGUGGUUUGAGACUUGUAUCAAUGGAGUCUCCACCUCCGGAUAGGUAUCACGCCGUGUUUGGAUUCUGUCUUCUCUUUGAAUCUCGCGAAUCGAUUACCUGGCGCCUAAGGGACAGGCUCAUGGCUGCCCGGGGCGAAUCUCUCAACUACUGGAGGGCUCCUUUCACAAACCUGGGCGGCGCGGGAUGGCACUACCCCAAUGCAACCAGCCAAUCCGAUUCCUCGAGUAGCUCGUCAUUCGAUGCUCCCUAUGGCAACCAGGGCACCUAUGAAGCCCACCGGCCUCAGCAUAACACAGGGUAUUCGAUGGGACCUCAUUGGGAUUCAUCAAUAGAGAAUGUCAAAUGCCGCAUCGGUAAGAGGAUGCAGAUUUUAUUUCCCGGCUUCACAGGUGAAUUUCUAGACACAGGUGAGAUUGAGAUUUACAUGCGUGAGCGAGGCAUCUACAUCCCCGGCAACGCAGAUUACGUGAAGGCCCAGGUCGACCUGGAUGACUUCAACGGCGCAGUCGACAUCUUUGCUUACAACAAGCCCCGUGACACCGGCCCCAAAUUGAUCAGUGGUCCCAACACGGGCCCGCCCUUAUUCAAAGACGGUUCAACGCCAGGAGCCCCGGACACCAACAGCAUCUUUCCGUUCAUAUGCCCGGCCAUCCCGACGCAACCGCCUCCGCCGCCGCCGCCCUCCCGCAAGAUGACCGUAGAUAUAGACGUCACCGUCUUGGCAGAAGGAAUUUGUGCCAACGCCGUAUGCCUUGGCCGAACACCCGCGAUACGGCCGAAAGACCUCGACAAGGCUCUCGACCAGGCAAUGUUCAACCGGAUACCAAUCUACAAUCCAUUCAUGCAUUUUCCUCAAAUGCGAUAA